AUGUCUGCGACACUAAAGCAUCCGUCCCACCACCUUCUUCCUCGUUUCGUUCUGGAAGCACACCUCCCACUCUUGCUGACGACGCAGCAUUUGGAAGAUGAGCACACUCAGACUGCGCUUCGAACUCAGACUGCAAUCCGAGCCUACUCAUCCCGAUUUCUAACGCCCGACUGCCCUACUGAUAAUCUCGACGCCGAAGGUGGGCAAGCUGCAUACAAUGCUCGUCUGGAGUACGAGCCACCUUUUGGCCGCGCUUUUCGCAGCUUCACUGGUCUCCUCAGCUACAGUGGCCAACCAUCAGUCACCCUUCUUCGAUCCCCUCCAUUCUGAUCUCGCUCAUGUGGAAGGAUCUGCACAACGCUUCGGCCUCACUCCCUCAGGACUUCAUAUCAACUCGGCCUCUGGACAUGCCUCCCGCCUGCUCCUCCACUUUCAUUCGGACCACUACGAUGACAUCCUCGCAGCCAAAGAUGACGCUCAACCUAUUUUGGAGUGGACCCGGAUGCAAAAGAGGGAUUGGGAAGAGGUAACGCUGGGAUGCGGAGCCAAGAGAGGCGCAGUGGGAGGCGUUGAGAGCUGUAGAGAGGACGACCUGCGCGCCAAAGGGACGAGUGAGCUGAGACAAGAAGUUGCCGAUGGUCUACUAGUCGACGCUGGCUGCACUCCCACAGAGGUCCACCCUGAUGGGAGAGCUUACUUUGCGGACUGCGCUCCCGCGCAUGAGCUUCUCUCGGCAAUCGGUGGGGCUAGGGAAGAAGCGACUGGUAAGGAUGUCAGUGUCGGCCUGUGGAGUGCCGUAGCUCGGCUGCGCUUCCCUGGAAGGGACAGCGCCUCGUAUCAGUGGUGGGUGGCCCACGUGCAAAUGCCAAGAGCCAGUUGGCCUUUGGUACCACCCGAUACCGAAACUGUCACAUCAGUCAAUCGCGUCGCUGGCUGUGAGUGUGUGUCGCCUGCCAGGGCUGUAUCCGAGGAGGGCAGAUUGAGAAGCCAGCUCGCUCGUCGCUUACAUUUAGCUGACUUUACUUGCUCCUGUGCUUGACAGUAAUGCAAGAUCCCUUCAUUGCCAAGGCAGGCCAAGCCAGGUCGAACGACGAGAUGAAGGGCGUGGAUCUACGCUGGUCAGGCUGGUGAGUGAUGCGGUUGAGGUUCGCGACUACUAAAGCAGUACAUUUGCUAACCCAAUCAACAAUUGCGCCGACGUUGCUCUCAUCCGCGUGAAGGAAUGGGGACGUGACAAUCAGAGUACCAGCCCCGGGUCCAGUCGCAAAUAUGUCCACGUCUGACGACGUACGCGAGUCUGCAACCGUUGGCGAAUCAACCUGGGCAUCUCUGCAAGCUCCUUGGGGUGGGCAAGUGGUCUGGAUUGGAAAUUACACCCGUUCGUUCCCGCCCCUCAACAAGCUUAACAACGAGCAGGGCAUCUGCGUAUCGAUUCGCAACGAGUGGGGCUUUGUGCUGCGCCUAUGCGGAGACAUACAGCCUCAAGUCACCUUGGGAGACCUGGUGGCUCAAGGAGAUCAUCUUGGUCGCGUCUCGCGGCUGCCGGCUUCAAGGGAACCAAGGUCCAAACGGAGGCCGGCCGACCCGCCAAAGAGAUCAGAUGCUCCUUCGAGUCGAGAGAAGAGGUAUCCUUACAGAUUCAGCAAAUUGAGAGUUGCCGUUGCUCGGCCGGAUCCCCAGUGGCAAGAGUGGAAAAGUCCGGAUGGUGGGUUGUUCGGCAUUCCCUUUGUGCCGCAUCUUUAGCCUGCUCACCGACUCCCUCCCCACUACAUGCAGAUCCUGGCUGGCACUUUUACGACCCACUGCAUGCUCUGCAAGAGUCUAGGCCGUCUUCUCCGAUACCUGUGAGCGUGCUCGCGUUCGAGACGCAUGUGAUUGCUGAUCUGACCGCCAAGUUUUGGGCAAUGUCACAGCCGUACAGCUCUCUGGAGAAAGUCUUUUUUGCAAGGCCCACAGCUACGUCCGCGCUGAAUGGCAGCUCACCGGACGUGUUCGGCACGUCCACAGACUUUUUCAAGCCCGUCCUGAGCGGCAAUGUAGAGCUGAUCGUAGCCUACGAGGCUUUCUUGCCCACUCCUGGUGAUGCCGAAGAUGGCGUGGAUCCGCUCAGCUUGUAUAAGCUCGAGUGGGCUAGCUGGAGAGAAUUGGAUCAGGGAUCUUGGACUGGCACUUGCGAACUCCCCGAUGGCGUGGGCUGGCGUCCCGCCUUUCGACCUGACACUGUAAGUCGCACAGCGAGAAAAGGCAGAAGUCGCAUUUCCGCUCGACCAUCAUUACUCACUUCUCCCGUCGAGUCGCAGCUUGGCACUGGCACCGUCGGAAGCAACCUCACUCUUCAGCAAACAAAGCUCUUGUCUCCUUAUGUGCCCCUGUUCAAAGUGGGUAGGUUCUUCCCCACCAUCUACUCGUCUCAAUUCGACGAAAAGUCUCGAAGGCUGUUCUACUCGCCUACAAGAUAUCGAGCGUCUGAUGGAACAGCCGAUCCUCGAGCCUCGUGGGACACGACGAGGGAGAGGGAUGGUGACAUCAUCAUCGUUUUCAAGGCUAGCACCUACUUCGGCACUGUGCCAUCCUGCCAAUUGCACGCUCGCGUCAAGAUAGACAACGCCAGCCGUCGCAUCCGCAGAUGA
Messenger RNA from Ceraceosorus bombacis, 2630 nucleotides. The record is from the annotation of a GenBank genome assembly. NCBI's taxonomy places the organism in Eukaryota, Fungi, Basidiomycota, Exobasidiomycetes, Ceraceosorales, Ceraceosoraceae.